AUGGAAGAUUCACGAAAGAAUGGUACCAUCCAUGAAACUCAACCACCCCAAAACAAACGAGAUAAGAAACGAACCAAUAUAGCAAGUAGAUUAAAUAAAUUGGAAUCGACAUUUAAAAAUGAUAGAGAUAUAUUUUAUAGAAAUCUGUUACAUGAAUUACAAAACAAGUUAGCCACAUUACAACAGGGAAGCAAUGAAGAGUUUUUAUACAAAAAAAUGAAUUUGGAAGAAAUUCGAGAUUAUGAAUUGACAAAAUUACGAUUAUGGGAGGAAUAUCAAGUCAAACGAAUAGAAAGUGAAUAUCAAGAAGAUUUGGAUCGAGCUAAAGAGCAACAUGAUAAAAUGAUAAAAUUGAUAAAAGAAAAAUUGUAUGACAAAUUACAACAACAAAUCAAACAUUUGAAAGAAGAUAAAUUUUUGGUGAAUUUAGUAAAUGGCAAAAGUUGGGUGAAUCCCGAGGACCCCACGAAUCAAGCAUUCAACUCUGUGGCAAUAGCCGAGUUAAAUGCCAGUGAUAGAAGAUCACUAAGGAAACGUGAAUUGGCAGGAAGAUUUAGUGUUGGGGAAGCAGCAGACUUGUCUGAUGGUGGUGGUGGUAUUGGAUCUGCCGAUAAUGUUUCGUCGGUUUAUAAUGGCGGGUACUCAUCGGCAGGAAAAAGAAGAAGAAUAUAUGCCACCAGGUAUAGUUCAAAUGAUGAAAUGAGUUCAGGCACCACUAGUGGUAUGCCACUAAAUAACCAUCCCAGCACUCGACAAAACGGGAAUGCCACUAGUGGGUAUGAAUCCAAUUUGAGCGAUAAAGAUUAUGAUACUUUAAAUAUUUUGAUCAUGGAGAACGAUGAUGGGGGAGCUUCCUUAAACCUAACGGCAAAGAACGGUGGAGGAGUUGGCCACCACAAGGUCCAGACCAGAGGUAGCAAUAAACAUUUCGUUGGUCCACAAGGGUUAAAACCUGAGGAGCUAAAUGAGGAUUUAACCUUACUACGGAAUGCAAUUGUUAAGAAAGAUUAG
This is a messenger RNA of Candida dubliniensis CD36, 1011 nucleotides long. RefSeq lists its product as uncharacterized. The record is from RefSeq and is a predicted model, not a curated record. Gene Ontology annotation, molecular function: histone deacetylase binding. The transcript is spliced from 2 exons. Bases 1 to 1011 code for a protein of 336 amino acids. Gene Ontology annotation, cellular component: Sin3-type complex. Gene Ontology annotation, biological process: negative regulation of transcription by RNA polymerase II. Lineage: Eukaryota; Fungi; Ascomycota; Pichiomycetes; Serinales; Debaryomycetaceae.